Alnus glutinosa is the source of this 631-nucleotide messenger RNA. RefSeq lists its product as uncharacterized. The transcript is spliced from 3 exons. The record is from RefSeq and is a predicted model, not a curated record. Bases 125 to 388 code for a protein of 87 amino acids. NCBI's taxonomy places the organism in Eukaryota, Viridiplantae, Streptophyta, Magnoliopsida, Fagales, Betulaceae.
CAUAUUUAACUAGUUCUUGAGCGAGGGACAUAAAACAGUGUUGGAGACCGGUGCGAGUGAGGGGAGGUGGCUCGGUCGUCUCAACGUCGCUCUGCCACUGCGCCACAUCCAGAACUGUAGCGAAAUGGUGAGGGCAAGCUUAGGGCUUCUCAAAGAUGCAGGGAAUGGGCUCUCCAUGACUCUCAGAGAGAUGCUGGUCUGCCCACUCUCCAAGCAACCCUUAAGAUAUUGGGAGGAAACGAAUUCUCUAAUCAUUGACGCCAUUGGCGUUUCUUUUCCUAUAAAGGAUGGGAUUCCUUGCUUGGUCCCAAAGGAUGGCAAGAUAAUCGAAGCUGAUGAGAUGCCGAAAACCAAUGAUGCAGCUGAUUUGUCUUCGAAAAAUGAGUAAUAAUGAGGUGGUAGUCCUUAUGUAUGAUAGUGGGGGUUGGCCCCCAAAUAGAACUGCCAUUGUCAGGUUUAGGUGAAUGCCUUCUUAUAUAUCUAAGCUGCAGCUUUGUAUUUAUGCAAGCAAUUCUUAAAAUGAUCUUGUUUCUUUUGUUAAGAUAAGCCAUUGAGCAGUAGAUUUGUUUUGUUUGUUACUUCAGCAUCCGAAAUUCUCUCAAAUAAAAGGAGGUAUAUUUUUGCGCUGCAA